Molecule: messenger RNA, 2883 nt
Organism: Vicia villosa (hairy vetch)
Lineage: Eukaryota; Viridiplantae; Streptophyta; Magnoliopsida; Fabales; Fabaceae
Exons: 5
Coding region: 1-2883 (960 amino acids)
Molecular function (GO): zinc ion binding
Source: RefSeq, a predicted model, not a curated record
AUGGCGAAAAUGAAGAAGACAAAGACGAGCAAGACGGAGAAGACGAGCCAGUCAAAGAAGACGGCGCGGUCAAGCAAGAUGACGCAGUCAGGCCAGAGUGAGAAGGCGAUGCAGUCAAGCCAGUCAUCCAAGAAAACCAAGGUCGUGAACCGGGACAAACCUGUAGAAGAAGUCAUUGAAGAUGAAAAGAAUAUGCAUUUAAUCAGUGUUGUUUUCCAUCAUGGAUGGGAAUUUGUGAGCAUGGGUGAUGGGGUUAUGAUAUACAGGGGAGGGGUAACGACACAUGUUACUGACAUUCACAUUGACAACUUUACUAUGAUUUGCGUUAACAAGCUGUUGAAUGAGUGGGGUUACAAUGAAGGCACAUUUAGGGUACAGACAAAGGUUGUUGAGAUUGAUCCCAACUUUUUCCAAAUUAAGAAAGAUGAUGACUGUUAUGAUGUAGCUGCAUUUUCUUAUGCCAAUGAAGUAGAGGGUGUCAUGUAUGUAGAGCAUGAUGUAGUAGAUGUUUCAUUUUCAGUUGUUAGUCCUAGAUGUGUUAAUGAAACAGAUGUUCAGGAUCAAAGUGAUGAAGAAGGAGUGGAAGGAUUAGGAGAUAGUGAGGAUGAACGUGCCACUGGGUUGGAGGAUGGGUUUGAAGACAUAGAUGUUUCUGUACCUAGGAAGGAAGCUCUUUCCCUAUCUGAUGUUAUGAGGGGUUCAGAAAAGAAAGAAAUGGAAGAUGAAGAUGAAUAUGUAAUUAACGAGUUGGACAGCUCAGACCCUGAUUUAUCAGAUGAGGAGAAAGUUCACAAGUUUGAAAAGUUUAAAAAGGAGCAUUUCAAUAAGAAUUUUAAAUUUGAGUGGGGUAUGGAAUUUAAUUCCCUUGAUGAGUUUAGAGAAGCUAUACGUGAGUGGUCAGUAUUAAAUGGUAGGGAAGUAAAGUUUGUGAAAAACGAGAGCUACAGGGUUAGGGUGGAAUGUAGGGCCAAGUGUGGGUUUUUAAUACUUUGUUCAAAGGUGGGCCACAAACAUACUUUUGCUAUAAAAACAAUAUUUGAUAAGCACACAUGUGCUAGGGUUCUAGACAACAUAUCUGCAAGCUCAAGGUGGGUGGCCAAGGCUGUUGUAAAAAAGAUGCAAACAUCACAAAGUGUUAGGAUUACUGACAUUAUUCAAGACUUGAGGCAGAAUUUUUUUGUGGGCAUCACUAUUGCAAGGGCAUGGAAGGCAAAGCUCAUAGCCAAGAGGAUUCUUAAGGGAGAUGCAGAUAGGCAAUAUGCUAAUUUGAGGAGGUAUGCAUCUGAGCUACAUAGAGUUAACCCUAGUAAUACUGUGAGUAUCACUGUCAACAGACCUAGCCCAUCCAUACAACCAAGAUUUGGGUCCUUUUACUUUUGUUUUGAUGGUUGCAAAAAGGGGUUCACUAAUGGCUACAGACCCUUUGUUGGGGUAGAUGGGUGUCACUUGAAAACCAAAUAUGGGGGUCAGUUGCUAAUUGUUGUGGGUAGGGACCCCAAUGACCAGUAUUUCCCUUUAGCAUUUGGAGUAGUUGAAAUAGAGAAUAAGGAAACUUGGAAAUGGUUUAUUGAUUUGCUGAUGGGUGACAUUGGGCAGGACAACAGAUAUGUAUUUAUAUCUGACCAACAAAAGGGACUAGUUUCAGUCUUUGAAGACAUGGGUGAAAGGGUGGAACACAAACUGUGUUUGAGACAUCUAUAUGCUAACUUCAAAAAGAAAUUUGGUGGAGGAGCAUUGAUAAGGGACUUGAUGAUGGGGGCAGCAAAAGCAACAUACUACCAAGGAUGGAUGACCAAGAUGAAUGAGCUAAAAGAACUUGAUCCAAAGGCAUUGAGUUGGCUUAUGGGAGUUAACCAAAAAGCUGGUCUAGAAAAAUGGCCACAUAAGGUCAUGCCCAUACCUAGGAAAAUAUUAGACAAGGAGGUUGCCUUGAGUGCUCAUUGGCUGCCUACUUGGGCAAUGAAUGAACAGUUUCAGGUCACAUAUUCUUUCAAUACUCGAGAGUUUAUAGUGGAUAUUUCAAAAAGGUCAUGCAGUUGUAACUUUUGGGAGUUGGUGGGCAUUCCCUGUAGGCAUGCUGUAGCAGCAUUAGGUUUUAGACAACAAAACCCUGAGGAUUUUAUGGAUGAGUGUUAUUCUAGAGAGAGGUAUAAGUUGUGUUAUAGUUUUGCUGUUAGUCCCAUUAAUGGACAGGAUAUGUGGCAUGAGGUAGAAUCGGAUGAAUUGUUGCCACCAAUGUUUAAAAAGGGUCCAGGGAGGCCUAGAAAACUCAGGAUUAGAGAGACUGGUGAAGAUGGGGCUAGAAGAAGGUUGCCUGGAGUCUCUUAUAGAUGUACAACAUGUGAUAAAUUUGGGCAUAAUGCACAGUCUUGUAAAAGCUCAGUUCAGGAUCAAAAUGCUCUCAAGAGAAAGAAAAAAAUGAAGACAACUCAAUCAACUCAAACAACUCAGCAUGCAGAUGGAGAAGUUUCUACUCAAAAUGCUGUAAACCAUGAUGAAAGUGUUGUAGAAACACAAGCAAGUGAAGUUACGCCUACUGAUGCAACACAAGCAAGUGAAGUUAUGCCUACUGCUGCAGAAACUGAUGCCAUCCCAAAUGAUCCAGCUCAGACUAACUAUUUUGAUGGAAUUUCUGAUGAUAUCAUAACAAGCCUACCAGACAUCACCACUGCUCAGAAUUACAAAGAGGCCACCAAGACAAGGAAAGUAGUGAAAGAGAUCAAGCCAAUGAGAAAGAGGUCAAGUGAAAGAAUCAAGAUAAAUUGGUUUAAAAAACCAAAACCAUUUACAGGGCCAGGAUCCAAUAGUGACCAACCAAUGUCUUUGACAGAUGAAGAGGAGGGAAGUGGAUCAAAAAAAUCAAACAAGAAAGCAAAGAAAUAG